Messenger RNA from Postia placenta MAD-698-R-SB12, 2296 nucleotides. RefSeq lists its product as hypothetical. The coding region runs from base 288 to 2207 and encodes 639 amino acids. Gene Ontology annotation, biological process: proteolysis. Gene Ontology annotation, molecular function: serine-type endopeptidase activity; tripeptidyl-peptidase activity. The transcript is spliced from 10 exons. The record is from RefSeq and is a predicted model, not a curated record. NCBI's taxonomy places the organism in Eukaryota, Fungi, Basidiomycota, Agaricomycetes, Polyporales, Adustoporiaceae.
CGACAGCGGAAGGCAACGACUGCAUCUUACUUUCUAAAUCAACGGCGCUGCAUCGUCAACAGAUGAUGACCCCGUCAAUUCUGUCUUUGCGGUGGUUGUGGAUGCGGUUAGCUUCUCAACGUGCUCCACAAUUAAAGACGGAUCUUCUAUUUGUUCUGAUUUAGCUUGCAGCGCGGCGGUCGGUAUCCCCUCGCGACGCUCUCCAGCCUCGGAGUCGCAUAAAAUGGACCGGCUUUACGCAAAGCCUUUGCACGGCCUUCCAGUCUUCCUCGGGCUGAACCUCCAGGAUGCUGCCAGUUCAACGACUCCUUGCGCUCUUGAUCCUUGCGCAGUGCGCCAUCACCGCCAGCCUGUCACCGCGUGUCGUCCAUGAAUCCCGGAGCAGUCUUCCAACUGGCUGGACGCCUGCCCGUCGCGCCGAUCCCGCGACUCGUCUUCCUCUGCGCAUCGGCCUCGCUCAGUCGAACCUGGACAACCUCGACGCCUACGUGCUGGACGUGUCCCAUCCGGAGUCGCCGAACUAUGGCAAGCACUGGACGCCGGCACAGGUCGCGCAGGCCUUCCGUCCUUCACGCGAUGCCGUCGACGCGGUCCGUGAAUGGCUGAUGGAGGAAGGCAUGCCGCCGGAGGGGGUGAAGGUGCACACGGGCGGCGGAUGGGUCCAGGUGGACGUGACAGUCGAAGAGGCGGAGCGCCUGCUGAGCACAGAGUACUACGUGUACCAGUUCGGCGACGGCGAAGGGCGGAGCAGCGAGCACGUCGCGUGCAAGGAAAAGUACCAUCUGCCGGAGCACGUCUCGAAACAUGUCGAGCUGGUGGUGCCGACGCUGCACUUUGACGUGCACGUGAAGCGCGAGAGGGUCGCGGAGAAGAGGUCUGGGUCGAAGAACAUGGGCCAGUCGCGCAGUGGGAUCGUUAAUCCCAAAUUCAUUGGGGAAAUUGAGACUGCCUUGACAGAGCUUGCAGACUGCGAUAAGCAGAUUACACCUGACUGCCUGCGCGCACUGUACGACUUCGUGUACCUCCCGGUGGCCACGGAUAGGAAUACCAUUGGCAUUGUUGAGUACACGCCCGAAGCCUAUCUCGAUCAAGACAUGGACUGGUUCUUCGGGAACUACUCUCCGAGCCAGGUGGGCCAGCGCCCUGCGCUUGUCAGCAUCGACGGAGGAUACGACCAAACACUCUUCCAAGGCUUUAGCGUGAACGGCGAGGCCGAUCUCGACCUGCAGUACGCGAUGGCACUCGUCGGUGCGACCCAGAACGUUACAUUGUACCAAGCGGGUGACCUGUACGAAGGCGCGUCAUUCAACAACUUCCUGGACGCUCUCGACGGGUCCUAUUGCACGUACGAAGGAGGUGACAACCCGGAGUAUGACUCAGUUUACCCGGAUCCGUACGGUGGUUACACAGGCAAGGAGAACUGCGGCACUGCCCCCCUUUCAAACAUCAUCUCGACGUCUUACGGAGCCACCGAGGCAUCCUACGGCGCCGCCUAUACUCAACGACAGUGUGCAGAGUAUGGCAAGCUCGGCCUCAUGGGCGUGACAAUCUUGUACUCUUCAGGAGACACCGGCGUAGCAGGAAAUGGCCUGUGUCUCAACGCCGACGGGACCGAGUCAUCGAGCGGAACGCGGUUCGACCCCGGCUUUCCCGGGUCGUGUCCGUACGUGACCAGCGUGGGCGCAACGCAGAUCCAGGCCGGCAGCACAGUGUGGGACCCCGAGACGGCGUGCGGACAGUACAUCUACUCGGGAGGCGGCUUCUCGAACGUGUUCUCCACACCCGCGUGGCAGGCGUCCGCCGUGGACGAUUACUUGGCGAAGUAUCCGCCGCCAUACGCGUCGGACGUGUUCAACGCGUCAGGGCGCGGGUAUCCGGAUAUAUCGGCCAAUGGGCUGAACUACUCGGUCGUCGUCGACGGGACGCUCCAGCUCGUCGCGGGCACGUCGUGUUCCUCGCCCGUCGCUGCGGCGAUCCUGUCCGCGGUGAACGAUGCACGGCUUGCGAUCGGGAAGAGCACGAUCGGCUUCAUCAACCCCACCAUCUACACGCCCCCGUUUAUGGCCGCGUUCAACGAUAUCACGACGGGAAACAACCCCGGCUGCGGGACGGACGGAUUCGCUGCCGCCCCUGGAUGGGACCCGGUCACUGGACUGGGCACGCCGAACUUUCCGAAGCUCCUCGCGUUGUGGCUGGCACUCCCAUAGUGAUGACCUCUACGCAUGGAAGGUGUGGGUUGGUCGUGGACUUAGUAAGUAGUAAUGAUGUAGCCGAUGCUGUCUAUCAUCUCUUGCAC